AAGAAUUAGUUAAUGGUGUAGUUGAAGCAGAUGAUUUCGAUUGCAAUGAAGUUCAAGGUGAAUUUGUUGAUAUUUUUUUAUUAUUCAUUGUAUCUUGUUCAGUUAAUGAUCAUUUUGGUUAUUGUAAAGAAGAAAG
This is a messenger RNA of Cetraspora pellucida, 136 nucleotides long. NCBI's taxonomy places the organism in Eukaryota, Fungi, Glomeromycota, Glomeromycetes, Diversisporales, Gigasporaceae. The record is from the annotation of a GenBank genome assembly.